Dendroctonus ponderosae (mountain pine beetle) is the source of this 1111-nucleotide messenger RNA. RefSeq names its product 1-acyl-sn-glycerol-3-phosphate acyltransferase alpha-like. Gene Ontology annotation, molecular function: 1-acylglycerol-3-phosphate O-acyltransferase activity. Gene Ontology annotation, cellular component: endoplasmic reticulum. Gene Ontology annotation, biological process: phosphatidic acid biosynthetic process. The coding region runs from base 288 to 971 and encodes 227 amino acids. Lineage: Eukaryota; Metazoa; Arthropoda; Insecta; Coleoptera; Curculionidae. The record is from RefSeq and is a predicted model, not a curated record. The transcript has 5 exons.
GGACAUAUAACGAACUAGAUAACCUUUUUUAAAAAAGCGUGCGAUCGACUUUCGUUUUCCAUAAUCAGGAACAAGCCAUACCUAAAUUUACCAUAGGCAGGAGCGGGUGUUUAUUGUUGUCAAAUACUAAAAUCGUUAAAUUGCCUGCUGAUAAUCAAGUAUAAAAAUAAUCAGUUGGGUAGAUAUCAUAUCAAUAAAGCAUAUUAGACCCAAAUUCAACUCCUUUUAAAAUAACAUUAUCAUGAACACAGUAAGUAAACGCAUAUCUGGCAGAAAAACCUUCCGAGAUGACUGUUUAUCUUCAGUUAAUUCUUUUUUCGUCCUUUGUCGGAUUGGUCUGGUUGAUUAAGGCCAGUCCGGUCGUUAGAUAUUAUCUAAAGUUUUCUGCUUAUUACGGGAUAGUGAUGGUGGGCUCAUUGUUUUUAAUACCAGUGUUCAUUUUCCAUCCGUUUAGUGUUCAUAACUUUGUUAUAGGAUCACACUGUUUCCGUUGGAUCACCCAUUUAAUAGGAGUAAAGUGGAUAAUUCAAAAUCCUGAUUACUUGGAAUCAGAUGAACCAUGCAUUAUUGUUUCGAAUCAUCAAAGUUCUUUAGAUGUUUUAGGAUUAUUUCAAAUAUGGCCUAAAAUGGGUAAAUGCACUGUAAUUGCCCGAAAUGCAGUUUUCUGGGUAUGGCCAAUGGGAUUUGCGGCAUGGUUGGCAGGUUUGAUUUUUAUCCCAAGAGCGAAGUCUAAAGCUGAUCGAGCCAAAACUAUUAUUAACGACGUGGCGGACCAAUUAACUCUCACCCAGGUAUUCGUGCUAAAAAAACGAUAUUUUUAUUUAAUAGAAGGCAUUAGCCCCUACUUCAUGCUUAUAGUCAUAUCAGAUCUCGUUGCGACUAGAGCGUUAGUACACACAGAAAUGAACAGAGCUUUCAAAGACAUCAACUUCGAUCUAUUAAAAAACUCAAAUUAUACUCAUGAUAGGUGAAAGUGUGCUAUUUUCAACUGAAAAAACAAUAAAUGCUGCAGCUAAAAGACAUUGGUAAAAUCAUAGUUCAUUCCUGCUUAACUGCGGGUAACUGUGUUUUUAUUUUUCAGUGUUUUUUUUUUCUCUGCAGUUUCCUGCAA